AUGGAGAUACAAAGAACUGUUACUCGAAAAAUCAACCCCGAAAGAAGAAUCAUCCUCCAUCAAGACAAUGCAAGCUCGCACACAGCCCCAAAAACAAGGCAGUAUUUAACAGAAGAAAACGUUGAAUUAUUGGACCAUCCUCCAUAUCGUCCCGAUCUAAGAACUAACGAUUUCUUUACUUUCCCGAAAAUUAAAAACAGACUGCGUGGUCAAAGGUUCCAAUCACUAGAAGAAGCAGUUGACGCAUUCAAAAAUGCCGUUUUGGAUCUGCCAGCAAACGAGUGGAAUAAGUGCUUCGAAAAUUGGUUCGAGCGCAUGCACAUGUGUAUUAAUCUUCGUAGAGAAUACUUCGAAAAACAAUAUAGUCAUUUAAAACUACCUACCUGGUGCAGACAAUGGUCACUUUGGGAUCAGGAAUGGAACAGUAUUGUCUUUAGUGACGAGUCUCGAUUUUAUUUAGGUAUGCACGAUGGUCCUGCCAGGGUUAGAAGACGACGUGGUGAAAGAAGGAAUCCACAGUUUUCUGUUGAAAGACAUGUUCAUCACACUGUUGGAGUUAUGGUUUGGGGUGCUAUAGCUUAUGGUUCCAGGUCACCUUUAAUCUUCAUCAGAGGUAACAUGAACGCGCAGCGUUAUAUCCACGAACCCCAUCUUUUACCCUAUCUUGACAUCCUGGCAGAUCUAACUUUCCAACAAGAUAAUGCCCGACCACAUGUUGCAAGAGUCACAAUAGACUUCUUUCAACAUAAUGAUGUCACAUUGUUACCAUGGCGACCAAGAUCUCCCGACUUAUCCAAAAUUGAGCACGUGUGGGAUAUGAUGGGUAGGAGAUUGCUCAAUUUGCAACGUCCUCCUCAGACUCUAGAAGCACUUCGAGAGGAGUUGGUGCUUGCCUGGAAUGAGAUACCACAGGAGGACAUUGACCACCUGAUCAGAAGCAUGCCUAGGCGCGUUGGAGAAUGCGUAGCACAUCAGGGUGCAUCCACACAUUAUUAA
Acanthoscelides obtectus is the source of this 996-nucleotide messenger RNA. NCBI's taxonomy places the organism in Eukaryota, Metazoa, Arthropoda, Insecta, Coleoptera, Chrysomelidae. The record is from the annotation of a GenBank genome assembly.